AUGCAGCCGCCGAAUUCACGUAUAGCAAAGACGUUGUGUCUCGACGAUGAGAAAAAUAAAAACACUCAAUACCUGGAGGCAAAUGGUCUCCAAACGAUGAUGGAUCUCGAGACUGACACCCGCUACGAAAGUAUGCUGUGGUGCAUGCAACUUCUUAAAAAGAUACAGAUCGGACGUGAUGAAGAUCAAACCCUGCCUUUCAAUUUCAUGGUAUCUUAUAACAGGCCAGACGGGGUGUUCGGUAGCUAUACUGGCAAUAUCUCGCACAUG
Messenger RNA from Brenthis ino (lesser marbled fritillary), 270 nucleotides. NCBI's taxonomy places the organism in Eukaryota, Metazoa, Arthropoda, Insecta, Lepidoptera, Nymphalidae. The record is from the annotation of a GenBank genome assembly.